AUGUACAGCAAUCAUAAUUUAAAUUCGGAUGACUGUUGCUUCGAUUGGAAUGAAGAGAAGGCCGCAGAACUACAGCGUACAGGUGUUUCUUUUGACCGGAGUUUAACACCUCAAUCUUUAAGAACAUCUACACGUAGACUAUCAGAAGAGAACAAACAACAAAGUGGCACUAUGCACAUUGACACUUCCCCUUCUGUGGUUUCAGAUAUAAUAUCAAGUAGACGAGAUCGUUCACAGGAUUUUUUUGGGCCUCAUUCUUCAUCCCCUAUUGCCCCUUCAGAACGACAACGAGCGGAUCAGAGAUCACGGUUGGAGUCCAUGAGAUUAACUAGACGUCGAGACAAAAUGACCAAAGUACGCGGUGGCCUAGAAAAGAUGGAAGAAAUGAUCAUGCAAGGUGAACACCUUAGAGAAAUGCAAAGGCUAAAGCAGGAAGCACAAAAGAACGCUCUACCCUCUGACAUGGCUGAAUAUAUGGAAUGGCAAAACAACGAGGAUUUGGAAGACGAUGAGUUGCUUGCCUUUAUUGAAAAACAGGAAACUUAUAAAAAUGAAUUAGAACACUUUUUGAACAAUGCUAAUAAAAAUGUUUAUGAGAACAACUCGUAUCCGAACUCUCAUACGUGA
Messenger RNA from Saccharomyces cerevisiae S288C, 627 nucleotides. RefSeq names its product Rtt105p (gene RTT105). Gene Ontology annotation, cellular component: cytoplasm; nucleus. The coding region runs from base 1 to 627 and encodes 208 amino acids. Lineage: Eukaryota; Fungi; Ascomycota; Saccharomycetes; Saccharomycetales; Saccharomycetaceae. The transcript has a single exon. The record is from RefSeq and is marked reviewed.